CAUAACAGAGCAAGUCAAUGAGAACACUUGAACGCACGGAGGGGGAGGAGGGCUGCGAGAGAAAACAAACCGAGAAAAUUGUUCGCCUAAAACGAAAGUAGCGAUACCAAAGUGGCGUUCGGCCGCCACCGUUAUUCGUUUUCGGAGUGAUCGGUGCGAUUGUGAUGUAGUUGUCGAAUUCACGCUGCGGUGUUGCUCCUUUCCAAGCAUCCGGUAAAAAUAAUAUAAGUGUCUGUGGGGCUACUGUACGGACGGCCAGUGCAGAACUGUUCUGAUGUGUCAAUAAGUUUGAGGCUGGAAUGAGAAGGCCCUGGCGUUUCGACCGGAUUUCAGGGGUCAUCUUCAUCGCAUGAUACAGCCUGACUGACAGAUCCAUCCUCAUCUUUCAAAUACCGUAUUUCCAUAUUCUGUGGCUCUGGUCAGCAGCAGAAUGAAGGGCGGAGGUGGAGGGAAAGAACCUCCGGUGGAGGGAGAGGUCAGCGGAAAGCGGCCCAAACGCAAGUGUCUGCAGUGGCACCCGCUGCUGGCCAAGAAAGCUCCAGACUUCUCUGAGGAAGAGGAGGAGGAGGAUGAAGAGGAGCUGGAGAAGGAGCCGGUGUUAUGUGCUGAGAGUGGAGCAAAGGAGGGAGAGUGUGGCGGAAUGGAAGAUGACAGUGAGGAAUACUCCUCUGAACAACGGGCUCGCCGGCCCAUGAACGCCUUUCUGCUGUUCUGCAAACGGCACCGUUCACUGGUCCGACAGGAGCAUCCGCGACUAGACAACCGGGGAGCCACUAAGAUCCUGGCGGACUGGUGGGCCGUACUGGACCCCAAAGAAAAACAGAAAUACACAGACAUGGCGAAGGAGUAUAAGGAUGCGUUCAUGAAGGCUAAUCCUGGUUACAAAUGGUGUCCUGCCACCAACAAGCCAGUAAAGAGUCCUUCUCACUCUGUGAGUAACGCCCGCAAGAAAGUCUGGUCUCUUCCAACCAACCCUAGCAAGGAAUCUUCAGUUGCCAAAAAACAGCCCAAAACUGACAGCACACCCCAACUCAACUUCGCCAUGGCUGAUCCCAAUAAGAUGGGUGGCUUAAGCAUGCUGCUGUUAGCAGGGGAGCACGCACUGACCACCAGAGAGAUUUCCUCCAGCUCUUCCCAGACAGGAUGCACAGAUGUUGCUAAGCACACUGGGAAAUCAGCCCUUUUCCAGCUGGCUGAGAUUUCUUCCAGUCCGGUACAGCCAGCCGGUGGAAGUAAGAACGCUGAGGACACAAGCUCUCUCACACAUGUAGAGGCCUCUGGACCAUCUCAGCCAAGUUCACCAGACCUGCCCAAGAGUUGUGUGAAAUCACCCUUGUUUCAGCUGGCAGAGCAGAUCUCCUCCAGCAGGUCUCAGUCAGCGUCUGAGGUGAGGCAGUGCGGCCAGUCGGCUCUUUUCCAGCUCGCUGAGAUGUGUUUGGCCUCUGAGGCUGAAAAGAUGGAAGCUCGAUCCUCCCAGCCCUCUGGUGGUUCCUCCUCACUCUGUGCUCAGCACAGCUCAAGUAGCAGAGUCACCACAGAACACGAAGACACUCCUGAACUUCCUGUCACCACAUCAUUAUCAUCAUCCUCUACCUCCGGAUCCACCUCGUCCUCCCCUACUGACACCACCCCAUCUGAUCUCAGCCCGUGUAAAACGCUGAAGAAGAAGAAAAAGAAGAAAGAAAAUAAAGACUCGGACGAAAAUCCUGCAUCGCCCAAAAAGGCAAAGAAGCGCCAUUCGCCCGAGUCGGACCUGGACAGCGUGAUGUUCACCAUCGAAGCAGUAGCAAAAGGUGCUUGGGGCUCAGAAGAAACACCCAGGAAGAAAGCUCGUCCCUCAGGGAGUGAGAGCAGCCCCACAACGGACCAAUCUCCAGCGGUGAAGAAGAAAACAAAACCUAAACCGAAAAAACAGUUGAAGUUAAAAGACGAUGAUGCGGAGGAAGAGGAAGAAGGGGAGGAAGAGACCAAUAAACCGCAGGAUGUAGAGAUGAAAACUGAGGAAGCUCCUCUGACCCCUAAAGAUGAGUGUGAGAAUGAGCCGGACAUGAAGGUGGAGCCCCCUAUUGGCGUGGAGGACUCGUCACCACACUGCUCUCCUCCUCAUCCUACAGAACUGGAGGAGAAAGACACAGACACCAAACCACCUCAGACCAGACAGGAAGAUAGAGAGCAAGAUGUUAAGCCAGAGACCUGUGGGUCCAGGAAGUCAGAACGAAGCUGUAAAGGAGCGCUUUAUAAGACUCUGGUGUCCGAAGGGAUGCUUACAUCACUGAGAGCAAAUGUAGACAGAGGGAAAAGAGGGUCCAUGCGAGGAAGUGUGUCCGAUCAUGAGGGCGGCUGGAAUGACGAGAGCUGGGGAUUUUCUCAAGCUGCUACCAGCAACCCAAAAAAGCUCAAGAAGUCCAAGUCUAAAGAGGAAACCACCCCAGGGCUAGGAAAGCUUGAAGAGGAGUUCGAGAAAAAGUUCAACAGCUUACCGCAGUACAGCCCCCUGACUUUUGACAAAAAGAGCGUGGCGGUAACCAAGAAGAAAAAAAACAGUACAUCCAGCCCUCCUGAACUGCCCAAACCCUGCAAGGGUUCAUCUUCAUCUCAGAAAAAGACCUUAUUCCACAAGAUAGUGAACAAGUACAAACACAGGAAGGAGAAAUCCAGUGCCGCAGACAAAGAUGUUGUCCCAACUGACCUAACUGUGGGUACAGAAUCAAGUUCAGUGGUGAAGUCGGGCAGUCUGUGUGUGUCUCCCUCUCCUGAACCCCAGAAGGUUCUGGAUACGCCUGUGGGUAGUCAGAAGAGGAAGGCCAGGAAGAGUAAAAUCACACACUUGGUGCGCACGGCUGAUGGCCGAGUGUCACCUGCAGAGGCAGAAGACAAAUCCAAGGAUCAGACCAAGAAUCAGGAUGAAAAGCCAUUCACUCAAGAGACAUUAUGCAAUAGGGGGGUCUGCUACAAUGACCCCAGAUCAGCGGAAGCGGACUUGACGGAUGCGCCCGGCGGCCUCCCGGCUUUCUUCAGCUUGGCUGCUCUGGCUGAGGUUGCAGCCAUGGAGAAUGUGCACAGAGCCCAGCAUGCUGUGGGCAUCCCCACUGAAGGUCAAGUGAAGGACAUGGCUCCUGUGCUGAUUUCCUGUGCGGACCAGUGAGGCCUCAGCCUGGCCUGGGACGGGGUUUAGUCCGGACUGGGCUUAUGUAUGGACAUGCUGGGGCCUUAAUCUUGACCCUCGGCCUCAGAUGCCGGGGGGAAAGAGCGAACGAGAGUGAGAGAGACUGGAAAGGGAUGAGGGAAGCUCUGAGCCGGAUGAAGAUGUUUUAUCCCAGAAGCUUUCACCUUACACCCAACCCCAUCCUCCCUCCCUCUCACCCCCUCAGGGCCCUGGGGGAGCCAAUUCUGGUCCCUACGCCUGUUUCCUCUGGUGGCUCCGGACCAGUUAUCAGACUUUACAAUCUGCAAGAAAUGGCUACUAUUUAAGGUCAAGUUUUGCCUACAAAAAGUGCAUUUGAAGCAAGUGCUCCCUCUUGGUCUUUCUCUAUCUUUACGUUUCUGUUCCUGGUCAGCUUCAUUGCACAAACGUCUUUUUCACACAGCAGCGUACACCUCUCAGUCAGAGGAAUGUUUUGUGGCUUCCUGCCCCCCUUUCUUGCUCUGAAUCUUACGAAGAGAGAGAGAAUGAGUGUUUUCAGACUGCUUAACCUCAUACCUCACAAACCUGUUCAGAUUUGUUCUCUGCACAGAAGCACCACCUUCACCUUCAUAAUGCACAGUCGAUACCUAGAUGCCUCUUUCUUUCAAGCAAUGACCCUCAAUGUGUCCGGUGCCUCUGUAGAUGACAGUUGUUCAGAGAUAAACCACUUGUUUUCCACUCACAGACAGCAGCGAUGUGUCGGGGGCAAGCCGGAUGUUUGCGCAAGCUGCGCUGCGGUCGUUGAGCAGGGUCCAAAAUUAG
Messenger RNA from Sinocyclocheilus anshuiensis, 3946 nucleotides. RefSeq names its product HMG box transcription factor BBX-like. The coding region runs from base 431 to 3145 and encodes 904 amino acids. The record is from RefSeq and is a predicted model, not a curated record. Gene Ontology annotation, cellular component: nucleus. Gene Ontology annotation, molecular function: RNA polymerase II transcription regulatory region sequence-specific DNA binding; DNA-binding transcription factor activity, RNA polymerase II-specific. Gene Ontology annotation, biological process: regulation of transcription by RNA polymerase II. NCBI's taxonomy places the organism in Eukaryota, Metazoa, Chordata, Actinopteri, Cypriniformes, Cyprinidae. The transcript has 17 exons.